Molecule: messenger RNA, 3087 nt
Organism: Paramormyrops kingsleyae
Lineage: Eukaryota; Metazoa; Chordata; Actinopteri; Osteoglossiformes; Mormyridae
Product: S-adenosylmethionine synthase
Biological process (GO): S-adenosylmethionine biosynthetic process
Molecular function (GO): methionine adenosyltransferase activity; ATP binding
Source: RefSeq, a predicted model, not a curated record
AUGAUGAACGGUCAGAUGAACGGCUUCCAUAACUCUCUCAUCGAGGAAGACUGCUUUCUCUUCACCUCUGAAUCCGUCGGAGAAGGGCACCCCGAUAAGAUUUGUGACCAAAUCAGUGAUGCUGUGCUGGAUGCUCAUCUGAAACAGGACCCUGAUGCGAAAGUGGCCUGUGAAACUGUUGCCAAGACUGGGAUGAUCCUGCUGGCAGGAGAGGUGACAUCUCGGGCCAUUGUGGACUACCAGAAGGUUGUCCGUGAGACAAUCAAGCACAUUGGAUAUGACGAUUCUUCUAAAGGCUUUGAUUAUAAGACCUGCAAUGUGCUGGUUGCCCUGGAGCAGCAGUCACCUGACAUCGCACAGGGUGUUCACUUGGAUCGCAGCGAGGAGGAUAUUGGGGCUGGGGACCAGGGCCUGAUGUUUGGCUAUGCGACUGAUGAGACUGAGGAGUGCAUGCCCCUCACGAUCGUCCUUGCCCACAAGCUAAAUGCGAAGAUGGCUGAACUCCGCAGAAAUGGCACCCUGCCCUGGCUGAGGCCUGAUUCUAAGACUCAGGUGACUGUGCAGUAUCGACAGGACCGUGGAGCCAUGCUGCCUGUGCGUGUCCACACAAUUGUUAUCUCGGUGCAGCACGACGAAGAAGUGUGCUUGGAUGAAAUGCGCGAUGCCCUGAAGGACAAGGUCAUUAAGGCUGUGGUGCCCUCGGUCUACCUGGAUGAUGACACAGUCUACCACCUGCAGCCUAGUGGUCGCUUUGUCAUUGGGGGGCCUCAGGGUGAUGCAGGACUCACAGGCCGUAAGAUCAUUGUGGACACCUAUGGAGGAUGGGGUGCCCAUGGGGGUGGAGCCUUCUCUGGGAAGGACUACACCAAGGUGGACCGCUCUGCUGCCUAUGCUGCCCGUUGGGUGGCCAAGUCCCUGGUGAAGGCUGGCCUUUGCAGACGGGUUCUGGUCCAGGUAUCCUAUGCCAUUGGAGUGUCCCACCCCCUGUCCAUCUCAAUUUUCCACUAUGGGACAUCACAAAAGAGUGAGAGGGAGCUGCUGGAAAUUGUCAAGAAGAAUUUUGACCUCCGCCCUGGGGUCAUUGUCAGGGAUCUGGAGCUGAAGAAACCCAUGUAUCAGAGGACUGCAGCGUACGGCCACUUUGGUCGUGAUUCCUUCCCUUGGGAGGUGCCCAAAAAGCUGAAAUACUAAACAUGUAAAGCUUUUUUCCCCCCAGGCCUGUUGGUGUAUACUACAGAGAAGCCUGCAUGGUCUUGGAGGGGGAAGGCCAUUUAUUACAAAACAUCCAGAGCUCCUAAUGGCAAAAUUGAUACCCCUGACUCUGUCCUACAAUUCUAUUCCUCCUAGUUCCUGAUUCUCCUUCCCUGAGCAGUAGUGUAGUGGUAACUUGUUUGGGUUUUGUUCAUCUUUUGUGGUGGUUUGAGCUCUUGCAUGUGUCCACUAGGCCUCUCCCCUUUUCACAUCCUGCUUGUGAGGCUGUAGCUUGUCAACGGACUCCCUUUCUUCAGGCUGUGGGCCCAUGGGUUCAUUACCCUUCGGCUUCACACGCAUGACUGCCAUCAUGCCAAAUCGACUUCCUCUGUUCUUGGUGCUGUGUGUGAUGGUGCUGUUUGAAAGGGUGUUGUGGGGAAAGGGCCUCAUAGCUGUCAAGUUAAGACUGACUGACUAGAAAGGCCUGGUGGCUGGUGCCUUGUGCACACUAGACGAUUCAUCUUAAAUUCUCAGAUGGAAGUAUGGUCUUGGUCUGAGCUCUCUGCAAGAGAACUGGUGCUGCGGAAAUGAAGAGAUCAUGGCUUGGUGCUGUGGGUCCUUCUGCAGUGUAUCUUUCUAAAUUCCUAAAGCAGUCAUCCUGGACAAUGGGAACUUUUUUUGUGAUUUGAAAGGAACUCAGCCUGGUAGCUACCUGCUUGUCUCUGUAGAUGUCUUUUGCUUUUAUGUAGUUGAGCUGCAGUGAUUGCUGAUGGUUGCUAGCAGUUUAACCUUCCCAAUCCUGUUUUCCCUCCUGUCGGUCACUGGAGGAUCUAAUGAUGGCACAAUUGCUAGCAAAUGUUAUUGGCACCCCCUCCCCCUUUUUAGAGCCCCUAGGCAUCAUAGGCUUAAGGCACUGGCCAGACAGUUUGUUUAAACCUUGGCGUUGAUUGUAGUCUAUGCAGACUGUAGCCGUUUUCUGACGUACUACAGAAAAGUCAGAAGCUGCUAUGCCCGGCUCCAUCUGUAUACAGUCUGAGGCUAUUGUGGUGAUACUACUUGAUUUUUAUUUUUAUUUUUUUUUCUUAAGAUUUAAAUGCAACUUUCAAAUUCCUUCAAAAGGCAGGUUUAAUUUUUCCUUUUUAACAAGGAUUUUAAAAUUGGUUAAAGACAGACACUCCUUUCCCCUACUCCUCCCUUCUGGUACUGACGACAGGCAUAGCUACAGAAAACCUGCUCGGCCGUUACCCUGAAGGGCUGUCUUAACCAUCAUUGAAGCUCUUGAUACUUGAAGAUGAAAAUGGAAACCAAUCUUAGUGUUUGUAUUUAUUGUGUUCUGGAACUUGGCGUGGAUACAGAGAAGCUGGUUUCAGAAGGCAGCUUUUUUAAACAAUGUUUUAUAUUUUUCUCUUUUUGUUGUUCCCAAAUGCUGUAUUUCGCAUUCUGUUUCCAGUGGUUCCCCUGUGGUCCAAAGUGUCCUACAGAAAAGCUUUGGGUUCUAGCCAUGGGGGCUGCUGGCAUGCUUGAUCUGUUGAGUGUCCUGGAUGAAAUCUAGCUUGAGCACAUCGUGUCACGGAAAGCAUGCCUUGGUCGCGGGGUGCAGAGUUUGGCUGGUGUUGUACAGAGAAGCCAGCCUUGUUUACAUGCCCGCUGAUGGGUUGCCACCUUGCGUGUUCUGGGUUUUGCUUAAUUUCCCCUCUCCCACUGUCUUGGAGCACCGUCUGAAUGCUGGUUUCUCCAAGUUUAAAAAGUGCCUUUUCUGUUUUUCCACCCCCAACUUCCACAAACAUGAAGAAAGGUAACAUGACCCUAUCCUUUCCCCUAGGUCUCAAACCUCCAGAAUCUGAGUACUAACCCUCUUGUCAAAGAUCUAAAUAAAAGUGCUUAAUCAUUCCGGAA